CAACGUCAUGACUGACCCAUUGUCUAGAACAAGCUCCACCACGCCAAACAGGUAGUAUUGUACUCCCUGUCUCUGUUCAGCCGUAUAGAUAUUGUCUGUUUCAUGUGUUGCAUGUACAGUGCAACACCCGGUCUGUCCUACCGGCCAAUACUAUCAACGUGGAGAAACAAUACAGUCGCUCCCAUCAUGUUCAAGUCCCUAUCCAGGAGCUGGACGUGUUCCUCUAAAACAGUUUCAAGCAGAGUCGACUACUUGUUCCUCACUUCCUCAUAUAUGACACUUUUCACAACGUCCCGUAGGAUAUCCUUCUUUGCCUACCGUCUUCGUCGGGUCGCGACUGAUCUAUACAUCCUUCGUCUCUUGCGAGCCUCUCACGAUAGUGAUCAUCAUGGACUCCAAGUUCAAUCCAUACUACCAGAACCUCACCUUCCAUGCUGCUGAUGGGACCCCGUUCCAAGUACCCGUGAUGAUGUUGGAUGACUUCUAUCAGUACUGUAUCCAGAUAUGCAUCAACUACGGGGCUCAAUUCGGUGCUUCAGUGAUUAUCUUCAUUAUCCUUCUACUUUUGACUAGACCCGACAAGCGUGGUUCUUCGGUUUUUUUCCUCAACAGCGGUGCUUUGCUGCUCAAUAUGGGCCGGCUCCUCUGCCAUAUGAUCUACUUCACAACCGAUUUCGUGAAAGCCUACCAGUACUUCUCCGGUGAUUAUUCUAGGGCACCCACUUCUGCGUACGCCAACUCUAUACUGGGGGUCAUUCUUACAACUCUUCUCUUGAUCUGCAUUGAGACAUCUCUUGUACUCCAAGUCCAAGUUGUCUGUGCCAAUCUUCGACGCCGGUAUCGAACCGUUCUCCUCUGCGUGUCAAUCUUGGUUGAACUUAUUCCUGUUGGAUUUCGCCUGGGAUACAUGGUUGAAAACUGCAAGACAAUUGUCGGCGCUGAUAACCCACUGUCACUUGUUUGGCUGGAAAGUGCUACAAACAUCGUGAUUACUAUUAGUAUCUGUUUCUUCUGCAGUAUCUUCAUUACUAAGCUCGGAUUUGCCAUCCGUCAGCGAAGGAGACUCGGUGUAAGGGACUUCGGGCCGAUGAAGGUGAUAUUUGUCAUGGGUUGCCAAACCUUGAUUAUUCCAGCGCUGCUUUCGAUUCUUCAAUAUGCGGUCACAGUCCCCGAGCUUAAUUCCAACAUUCUGACCCUGGUCACCAUCUCUCUUCCGCUAUCCUCCAUCUGGGCUGGUGUUUCCCUUACUCGUUCGUCCUCCACCGAAGAUUCCCCGUCUCGUGGUGCCUUGUGGAAUCGCCUCCAUGACUCAGACGGCACAAGGAGCAACCAGACAUCUUCCACGGAUACUGCUGUCGCCAUGACUUAUCCAAGUAACAAGUCAAGGACAGUCUGCUAUGCGGAUCAGAGCUCGAUCAGAAGACAGCGUGAUCCUGAACAGGGGCAUGGAAUCUCCGUGGAACACGAUGUGUCGGUUAUUAGUUGCCACAGGCUUUAGAGUCGAUCGGAUGAAGGUGCUACUACGACUUGCUCUGUAAUAUCGAGGGGAAACCACGGCUUUUUGUUUAGUAUUAAUUCUAUUCUCGCUUUAGCGCUCCGUCUUUUAAUACUAGCAUAGCUGAAGAAUUGUAAUACGUUAUCUUGCUG
Molecule: messenger RNA, 1647 nt
Organism: Aspergillus pseudonomiae
Lineage: Eukaryota; Fungi; Ascomycota; Eurotiomycetes; Eurotiales; Aspergillaceae
Gene: preB
Product: alpha-factor pheromone receptor STE2
Exons: 2
Coding region: 389-1498 (369 amino acids)
Biological process (GO): G protein-coupled receptor signaling pathway
Cellular component (GO): membrane; G protein-coupled receptor homodimeric complex
Molecular function (GO): mating-type factor pheromone receptor activity; pheromone binding
Source: RefSeq, a predicted model, not a curated record